AUGGUGAGUAUUACAACGGGAAACGCGCCAAAACUAACCGCCCAGUCAUCGCAACUUAAACUCAUACCCGACGAUUCGUACAAAGCCGCCGUCAAUGUGACCGCGUACGGCGAUUCCGCGCCCUCUGCCCCUGGCCUCCACGACACUCUAAGAUCCGGCGAAGGUCCACUUUCGGUGUCGUCGAAAAUCAACAAUAGACAUCCUCUGGAAGGCAGAAUCAGCAAUUGGGAAGCCACACAGAGACACCACCAAUUGGAAACUUAUAGACGUAUAUUUGGAGCUGCUGACCCAAUCAAAAGGGAAAUGGAGCUAAAAUUGGUGCAAGACUCUCAAUUCAAGCCGGCUGUUUUGGGAGGCCCUUCGGAUUUGCACACAGAUAUUCUUCUCAACAGAGAAACAACCAUCGACUGGGAAGAUAUCUACACAGGUAAGUUUACAAAACCUUCAUGUUUUACUAACAGAAUCAGAUUCAGGAAAACAGCCAAUGGACUUCCAUUCGGAGAUGGAGAAGAAGUUUGGCAUUUGAGUAGAUUGAACACGGCUGCUGCUGAAGACAGACCCUGCCACCAAGUCGAAUUCUUGGGGGUCCUGUCGUGUGCUUGCUAG
Ogataea philodendri is the source of this 606-nucleotide messenger RNA. RefSeq lists its product as uncharacterized. Gene Ontology annotation, cellular component: nucleus; cytoplasm. The transcript has a single exon. The record is from RefSeq and is a predicted model, not a curated record. Lineage: Eukaryota; Fungi; Ascomycota; Pichiomycetes; Pichiales; Pichiaceae. Gene Ontology annotation, biological process: proteasome assembly. The coding region runs from base 1 to 606 and encodes 201 amino acids.